UGUCUGACGCUGCGCGGGGGGCGCACGGAGACCACCGGGAUUAAGGAUCCACCCUCCCAUCCACCCUCCCACCCACCCAGCCAGGCAGGGCGGCCGCCGCUCCCAGCGCUCCCCCGCCGCUCCAUGCCGGGCUCCGAGCGGAGCUGGGGUCUCGCCGGGAAGGGCUGGCAUGUCCCAGCGGCGUGAGGCGGGCAGCUGGCCCCCUCCGGCGAGGGUGCCCGUGCCCAGCGGGCCCAGCCGGGCCCCUUCCCGCUGGCCGGAGGGUUGGGAAGGUGCCGGAGAGCCGGCGCUGGGCUCGGCUGGGCAGGGGCGGCGAGGGAGCGGGGAUGGAGCUGCCGCGGCUCUGAGCGGAGCCUCGGAGGGGGAGAGGGAGCGGCUGCCUUCGGCUGGAGCGUGGCACGACUGAGCUGCACCUCGGGCUGCUCCCGGAAUCCCGGGGAGUCUUGGGCUGCUCCCGGAAUCUUGGGUUUCUCCGGGAAUCUUGGGUUUCUCCGGGAAUCUCGGCUGCUGCCGCCUGCGAGGACCUGCGGAGGGUCAGAGGCUGCCGGAGCUGUCCCGCAGGAGCCGCUGGACAGCGGAGGGAGCUCCGCGUUCCCGGAGCGAGGUCGGCGCGGAUGUGAGAGGAUAUCCCGGAGGAUACGGAUAUUCCCGAGCCUGGGAGGGCUCCUGUCCCAGCGCUGCCGCCGGGAACGCGUCGCCGCCGUGACAUUCCCACCGUUCCCACCCCAGCAGCGGCUCGUCCUUGUCCUGGUGGGCUCGGCCGCGGAUUCAGAGCUUUCGGCGCCGGGAUUUGCGUUUGCUUUCUGCGGGCAGGUGUGGAUUGACACCCUCCGGGCUGGACCAAGGGCUCGCUGAGCCCUCCGGAGCGGGCUGGGAGCUGUCCCCGCGGCUGCGCCACUGCCAUGGCAGCGCCGGGCACAAACUCCUGAAGGUGCCCUCAGCCCGGCUGCGAGCCGAGAUGGGAACCUCUGGGACAACUUAGGCUGCCGAAAACCAGCGGGGAGGGGGGGAAAGGGAUCCAUGCGAGCCUCGUGGCGACCCUUCUGGGCUGGCUGGCCGGCGGGCGGGCUGUGACACCGAGCAUGACAGCGUGCCAGUACCCCAUGGCGCCGGGAGCCCUGGAGCGGGACCGGCUGUACCAGCACAAGGUGUCCCUGGUCGUGCGCUACUUCAUGAUCCCCUGCAACAUCUGCCUCAUCCUGCUGGCCACCUCCACGCUGGGAUUCGCCGUGCUGCUCUUCCUCAAUAACUACAAACCCAACAGUUACUUCACGCAGACGCCGCCGCCGCCGAGGGAUGGCUGCCGGGGGAUGCUGUGCGGCUUCGGGGCCGUGUGCGAGCGCAGCCCCUCGGAGCCGGGCCAGGCCUCGUGCGUGUGCAGGAAGGGUCCCUGUGCCCCGGUGGUGGCCCCGGUGUGCGGCUCCGACCACUCCACCUACAGCAACGAGUGCGAGCUGGACAGGGCCCAGUGCAACCAGCAGAGGAGGAUCAAGGUGGUCAGCAAGGGAGCCUGCGGCUCCAAGGACCCCUGUGCAGAGGUGACCUGCAGCUUCGGCAGCACGUGUGUCCCCUCCCCCGAUGGCCAGGUGGCCAAGUGCGUGUGUCCCUCGUCGUGCAGCGGCGUCCCCGAGAGCCCCGUGUGCGGCAGCGACGGCCGCGACUACCGCAGCCAGUGCCACCUCAACAAGCACGCCUGUGACAAGCAGGAGAACGUCUUCAAGAAGUUCGAUGGCCCCUGUGACCCCUGCAAGAGCGUCCUCUCCGACCCGAACCGCGUGUGCCGGGUGAACCCCCGGACGCGGCAGGCGGAGCUGCUGGCCCGGCCCGAGAGCUGCCCCCCGAGGAGGGACCCCGUGUGCGGCGACGACGGCGUCACCUACGACAACGAGUGCGUGAUGGGGCGCUCGGGGGCCGUGCGGGGGCUGGACCUCCAGAAGGUGCGCUCAGGGCAGUGCCAGCAGCAGGACAAAUGCAAGGACGAGUGCAAGUUCAACGCCGUGUGCCUGAACCGGCGCGGCGCCGCGCGCUGCUCCUGCGACCGCCUCACCUGCGACGGCGCCUUCCGGCCCCUGUGCGGCCGCGACAGCCGCACCUACGGCAGCGACUGCGAGCGCCGCCGGGCCGAGUGCCAGCAGCAGGCUGCCAUCCCCGUCAAGCACAGCGGGCCCUGCGACCUGGGCACACCCAGCCCCUGCCUGGGCGUGGAGUGCUCCUUCGGGGCCACGUGCGUGGUGAAGAACCAGGAGGCCGUGUGCGAGUGCCAGCAGCAGUGCCAGGGCCGCUACGACCCCGUGUGCGGCACCGACCAGCGCACCUACGGCAACCCCUGCGAGCUGGACGCCAUGGCCUGCGUGCUCCAGAGGGACAUCAGGGUCAAACACAAGGGGCCCUGUGAGCGCUGCGGCAAAUGCCAGUUCGGGGCCAUCUGCGAGGCGGAGACGGGGCGCUGCGUGUGCCCCACCGAGUGCGUCCCCUCGUCGCAGCCCGUCUGCGGCACCGACGGCAACACCUACGGCAGCGAGUGCGAGCUGCACGUCCGAGCCUGCACCCAGCAGAAAAACAUCUUGGUGGCCGCCCAGGGGGACUGCAAGUCGUGUGGCAGCUCCGUGUGCUCCUUCGGCAGCCGCUGUGUGGGCGGGCAGUGCCUGUGCCCACGCUGCGAGCGCCAGCCCCCGGCCCCGGUGUGCGGCACCGACGGCGUCACCUACGACAGCCCCUGCCAGCUGCAGGUGGCCUCGUGCCAGCUGCAGAAGAGCAUCGAGGUGGCCAGGAUGGGACCCUGUGAGGACGAGUGUGGCUCGGGGGGCUCUGGCUCGGGGGAUGGCAGCGAGUGCGAGCAGGAGCGGUGCCGGCAGUUCGGGGGCUGGUGGGACGAGGACGCCGAGGACGAGCCCUGCGUGUGCGACUUCACGUGCCUGGCCGUGCCCCGCAGCCCGGUGUGUGGCUCUGACGGUGCCACCUACGCCAACGAGUGCGAGCUGAAGAAGACGCGAUGCGAGAAACGCCAGGAGCUCUUUGUCACCAGCCAGGGAGCCUGUCGGGCCCUGGCCACCACCCCGCCGCCUCUGCUGGUGCCACACUGCAGCCAGACCGUCUACGGCUGCUGCCCGGACAACGUCACCCUGGCGCUGGGUGUGGGAGCGGCCGGAUGCCCCAGCACGUGCCAGUGCAACCCCUACGGCUCCUACGGCGGCUCCUGUGACCCGGGCACGGGCCAGUGCUCCUGCAAACCCGGCGUGGGCGGCCUCAAGUGCGACCGCUGCGAGCCCGGCUUCUGGAACUUCCGCGGCAUCGUCACCGACGGCCGGAGCGGCUGCACCCCCUGUAACUGUGACCCCGUGGGCUCGGUGCGGGAUGACUGCGAGCAGAUGACGGGGCUGUGCUCCUGCAGGACGGGCAUCAUGGGCAUGAAGUGCAACCAGUGCCCCAACGGCAGCAAACUGGGCACUGCUGGCUGUGAGAAAGACCCCUCAGCCCCUACAUCCUGCGAGGAGAUGCGCUGCGAGUUCGGGGCCUCGUGCGUGGAGGUGAACGGCUUCGCCCACUGCGAGUGCCCGUCCCCACUGUGCUCCGAAGCCAACACGACCAAGGUGUGUGGCUCCGACGGUGUCACCUACGGGGACCAGUGCCAGCUGCUGACCAUCGCCUGCAGGCAGGGCCAGCACAUCACAGUCAAGCACGUGGGGCAGUGCCACGAGUCCAUCCCCCACACGAGCCCCCCCGUGCCCCCCACGCCGCUGCCCACGCUGCCCCCGGACCGGCUCCUGCUGCCUGCACCCCCUCAGGCCACCACGCGGGCCCCGGAGCCCACAGGGGUGGCCACCAGCUCCGUGCCACUGGAAGCCAAGCCCACGGAGCGAAGCCACCCCACGACGAGGCGCGUGACAACAGCCAGGCCGGCCACCACGCCCUGGGUCACCCACGGGGUGCACAAGGCCACCAUUCGCCCGCUGGCCACCGCGCCCGUGGUGGUGGCCACCAGCCAGCCGGGCUACGGCGAGUCCGGCAGCGCUGAGGGCAGCGGGGACCAGGACAUGGGGACCAGCGGUGACCAGGAGUCCAGCGGGGCGGGCUCUGCCGGGGAGGAGGAGCUGGAGGAGGGCCAGGUGACAUCCGUGCCUGCCAUCGAGAGGGCCACGUGCUACAACACCGCCCUGGGCUGCUGCUCCGACGGCAAAACCGCGGCUGCCGACGCAGAGGGGAGCAACUGCCCCGCCACCAAGGUGUUCCAAGGAGUGCUGAUCCUGGAGGAGGUGGAGGGCCAGGAGCUGUUCUACACCCCGGAGAUGGCCGACCCCAAGUCGGAGCUCUUCGGGGAGACGGCGCGGAGCAUCGAGGGCGCGCUGGAUGAGCUUUUCCGUGGCUCUGAAGUGAGGAAAGAUUUCAAGAGCAUCCGAGUGCGGGACCUGGGGCAGAGCAGCGCUGUCAGGGUCAUCGUGGAGGCCCACUUUGACCCAGCCACGUCCUACACGGCCGCUGAUAUCCAGGGGGCCCUGCUGAAGCAGAUCCGAGCUUCCAAGAAAAAAACCAUCCUGGUGAAGAAGCCCCAGCAGGAGCACAUCAAAUUCAUGGAUUUUGACUGGAUCCCCCGGCUCUUCACCACCACCGUCACCACCACCACAGCCACCACCAUGGCCCCGGCCACCACCAUGGCCCCGGCCACCACGGCCCUCGGCCACCGCCCGGAGCCCGUGGGCAGAGCCGGCCCCAAGGCUGUGGGCGUGCUGAGCACCAGGAGGCCCAGCUCCACCAGCCCUGGCAGCGGCAGGAGGAAGCCCACCCGGCAGCCCCCUGGCACCACCAGGAGACCCCCCCGGCCCUGCGAGUCCCACCCCUGCCUGCACGGUGGCACCUGCGAGGACGACGGCCAGGACUUCACCUGCAGCUGCCCGGCGGGGAAAGGAGGGGCUGUGUGUGAGAAACCCAUCAGGUACUUCAUCCCCAGCUUCGGGGGCAAGUCCUACCUGGCCUUCAAGAUGAUGAAGGCCUACCACACGGUGAGGAUUUCCAUGGAAUUCCGGGCGCUGGAGCCCAGCGGGCUGCUCCUCUACAACGCCCAGAACCACGGCAAGGAUUUCAUCUCGCUGGCGCUCGUGGGCGGCUUCGUGGAGCUCAGGUUUAACACCGGCUCCGGCACCGGCACCGUCACCAGCCGGGUGCGCGUGGAGCCGGGCCGGUGGCACCAGCUGGUGGUGACGCGGAACCGGCGCAGCGGGGCCCUGGCCGUGGAUGGGGAGCCCCACGUGAGCGGGGACAGCCCCCCGGGCACCGACGGCCUCAACCUGGACACCGACCUGUUCAUCGGGGGAGCGCCCGACGACCAGAUGGCACUGGUGGCCGAGCGCACCACGGCCACGGGCGGCCUGCGGGGCUGCAUCCGCGUGCUGGGCAUCAACAACCGCGUGUACGACCUGCGGGACGGCGCCGGCGACGUCCUCUACGGCAGCGCCGUGGGCGAGUGCGGCAACGACCCCUGCGAGCCCAACCCCUGCCACCACGGCGGCAUCUGCCACGCCAAGGAGGCAGAGAUGUUCCAGUGCCAGUGCCGCGACGCCUACACGGGGCCCACGUGCGCCUUCGAGAGGAACCCGUGCGAGCCCUCGCCGUGCCACGUCUCUGCCACCUGCCUGGUGCUGCCCGACAAGGGGGCCCUGUGCGCCUGCCCCAUGGGCCGCGAAGGGGAGUUCUGCGAGCGAGUGACGGAGCAGGACCACUCCAUGCCCUUCCUGCCCGAGUUCAACGGCUUCUCCUACCUGGAGCUGAACGGGCUGCAGAGCUUCGUGCCUGACCUGCAGAACAAGAUGUCCAUGGAAGUGGUGUUCCUGGCCAAGAACCCCAGCGGGAUGAUCUUCUACAACGGCCAGAAGACCGAUGGCAAAGGGGACUUUGUGUCCCUGGCGCUGCACGAGGGGCACCUGGAGUACAGAUAUGACCUGGGCAAAGGGGCAGCCGUGCUCAGGAGCAAGGAGCCAGUGCCCCUCAACACCUGGAUCAGCGUCCUGCUGGAGAGGAGCGGGCGCAAGGGCGUCCUGAGGGUCAACAACGGCGAGAGGGUGAUGGGGGAGUCCCCGAAAUCCCGUAAGAUGCCUCACAUGGUGCUGAACCUGAAGGAGCCAUUUUAUGUGGGGGGAGCCCCGGAUUUCUCCAAGCUGGCUCGAGCAGCCGCCAUCUCCAGCGGCUUCGAGGGAGCUGUGCAGAAGAUCUCAGUCCAGGGGGUGCCCAUGCUGAUGGAGCACAACAUCCGCAGUGCCAUGGAGAUCUCCCCGUUCCGGGGCCACCCCUGCACCCAGAAACCCAACCCCUGCCAGAACGGGGGCUCCUGCAGCCCCAGCAUGGAGGGCUACGAGUGCUCCUGCCAGAGGGGCUUCUCUGGGGCCCACUGCGAGAAGGUGAUCAUUGAGAAGGCAGCGGGGGAUGCCGAGGCCGUGGCCUUCGACGGCAGGACGUACCUGGAGUACCACAACGCCGUCACCAAGAGUGAGAAGGCUCUGCAGUCCAACCACUUCGAGCUCAGCAUCAAAACCGAGGCCACGCAGGGGCUGCUCCUGUGGAGCGGGAAGGGGCUGGAAAAGUCGGAUUACAUCGCCCUGGCCAUCGUGGAUGGCUUCGUGCAGCUGAGCUACGACCUCGGCUCCAAACCCGUCACCCUGCGCUCCACAGUCCCCGUCAACACCAACCAGUGGAUCCACAUCAAAGCCUCCAGGGUCCAGAGGGAAGGCUCCCUCCAGGUUGGGAAUGAAGCUCCCAUCGCCGGCUCCUCCCCUCUUGGGGCCACCCAGCUGGACACGGACGGGGCCCUGUGGCUGGGGGGGCUGGACAAGCCGAGCGUGCCCCACAGGCUGCCCAAGGCCUUCAGCACCGGCUUCAUCGGCUGCAUCCGGGACGUGCUCGUGGAUCGCCGGGAGCUGCACCUGCUGGAGGACGCCCUGAACCAGCCCCGGAUAUUGCACUGCUCGGCCAAAUAGAGCCCAGGGACCUCCCUCCCUCCCCCUCCCUCCUGCCUAUUGCUGUAAUUAUUUUCUAUUUUUGUAAACUUAUUGCUUUUUAUAUUUUUGGGGGGGGGACAGGGAGGGCAGGAAACCCCUUUUUUCUUUCGGGUUCUUUGGGUUGCAGCCCGUGCGGGGCGGUGAGGCUCGGCCCGAACUGCAGCGACACAGAACAAACCUCGAGGCUCCGAGAAGCGACAGAAGAACUCUCCCACUGCAGCGAAAAUCUUCUUCAUACUUGAAGCUUCUUUUUUGGGGGGGUUUCCCCCCUUUUUCCUGGUGUUUUUGGGGCGUUGUUCGUGCCCCUGUGGGGGAAACGCUGCUGGGUGCUGGCGAGGCCUUCACGGAUUCACUGCCUGGCCCCGACCCCUCCCGUGUGGGGAAUUCCCGCCCUGCUCCGGGGUCUGGCUCUUCCAAACCUUCUCCUGGCGCUGUGUUCACCCGAUUUCCUCCUGCCCCCCGUUCCUCUCACUGUAAUUUAUGUGUGUAAGGAUCUCAAGUGCUUUUCUCCUUCGAGCUCUGCUCACAUCAGGGAUGCCACGCACUGGAAGGGAGAGAGCCGGGCCUGCUCCGGCCAGGCGGCCAAAGCUUCGCUCUGCGCUUGUCUCGUGACUCUUUGCUGGACUGAGAGGUGCCGGGAGGGGGAAAAAUGUGGAUUUUUCCAGCGGUUCUCCUCCUCCUCUUCCUCUUGGACACGUGCAGGAGCAGCUGGGAAACCUCAUUCCCACACUUUGUGUUCAUCCGGACGUGUCCCGACCCUCCCCGGCUGCUCUUCCCGAGGCCUCCAAGCCUCGGCCUCCCUCAUGCUGGGGAUCACUUGGAGUUCCUCUCCCCGAGCUGGGAAUGCUCUGCCUCUUCCAAAGGGGCUGGGAGGAUCCCUUUUCCCUUUUCAGACACCUCUUGGAUGUGUCCUUCCAUGACCCACAGCAUUUUCCAGCCUCUGGCUCCCAGCCUGGGAAUGCAGAGCUGCCAUCGGAGCCUCUCCCACAAAGAGAAUUUGGAAUUUUUACCUUGGACUUGGAGUUUUUGGGUCUUCCACGCUCCUCUGGAUGCUGCCAGCCCAGCAGGAAUGGCUCCAACAGGGAUGGGAACAGGGCUGGAGAGUGUUUGGGGGGAUUUUUAAGCAUUUUCUUCCUGGAAAGGAAAAUUUUGAGGCCAGUUUUGAAGUUUCUGGGGUGGGAUUGGGAGUGGCAGCACCUCUGCCUGGAGCCUCCGGAUCUCCUGGAAGCUGGAGAAGAACAGAUGGAUCAAAGCUCUGGAAGAAAUGAUCCCAUCCUCCACUGGGAUUCCUUCUCCAUGGGAAGGAUUUCCUGGUGUUUUGGGGCCUCUCUGUCCCCUUCCCACCCUCAGCUGGCAGCUGGGAUUGCUCCGUGGAAAAACAACUUUAGGGAAUUCAUUUGCAGGAUCCCACCGGGUUUUGGGUGGUAAUUCCCACCCAAGGUGCCAGAAUUGGGCACUUUUCCCCUAAAUUUCUACCAAAAAUGGGGGUUUUGGCACCAACUUUUGAGCCAGGAAAAGUGAAAUUUCUUUUCUCAGGGUGAGCUCUGAACAAAGAUGGAACCAAGAGGAAAAAACCUAUGGAAAAACCACUUGGAUCUGCUUUUAUUUUGUUUAAUUUGAUUUAAAAAAAAAAUAGAAUUCCCAACCUGUGACAUUCCUGUGGAAAAUCCAGGGGUUAAAUAUUCCCAGGGGGGGCUCUGCUGUGGCUGGGGGGGUCCUGGGGGGUGCCAAAAUCCCCAUUUUUGGUGGCUGCUGGCUCCAAAUUGGGAUUCCUGGUGGGAAAUGCUGGGCUUUGAUCCCAAGAGGAUGGGGUGGGAUGGGAGGGAGGGAGCUGGGAGCUCCCAAUCCAUGUUUUGGGAAUGAGAUUCCCAGCUGGGCUCAGCCAGGGCUGGAUGUGCCAGCUCCAGAGGGACGGGGAAGCUGCUGAUUUUCGGGAAUGCCGCUGAAAUGAAGCCAAGAAACGACAAAAAACCCAACACAAAGCCCACAACCGAACAAAAAUAAAUACAAAAACUCCGUCUGCUUUCGCUGGGGCUUGGAAAUGCCUUAAACCAGGAAUUUUGUGUCCUCGUGGGGGAGCAGCCGGAAUUUUCAGCAGCGCCCUUAGGGCCGUGGGCUUUUUUUUUUUUCCAUAACAUUAUAUCCAAAAACAAAACCACAAAAAGAAAAAAAAAAAAAAAGGAUAUUGAGGUCGUGGGGGUUUUUUUCCACAUUUUUUUCGGGGGGGGGACUUUUUUCUUUAAUUUAACACCCCCGAGAUGUCCGUGUGGCUUCAGGAAUUCCUGACUUUGGGAGCUGCUGGCUGAAUUCCGAAGGGCGAUGCACGGUAGAGGAGCAGCAUGAUGUAACCAUUACUAACUCGUGUCUUUCGUCGAAUCACCCAGAAAUAAAGUUUGGAAACGAUUAAA
Molecule: messenger RNA, 9394 nt
Organism: Corvus hawaiiensis (hawaiian crow)
Lineage: Eukaryota; Metazoa; Chordata; Aves; Passeriformes; Corvidae
Gene: AGRN
Product: agrin
Exons: 36
Coding region: 1083-6965 (1960 amino acids)
Biological process (GO): G protein-coupled acetylcholine receptor signaling pathway; multicellular organism development; cell differentiation
Molecular function (GO): calcium ion binding; laminin binding
Source: RefSeq, a predicted model, not a curated record